This is a messenger RNA of Bursaphelenchus xylophilus (pine wood nematode), 648 nucleotides long. NCBI's taxonomy places the organism in Eukaryota, Metazoa, Nematoda, Chromadorea, Rhabditida, Aphelenchoididae. The record is from the annotation of a GenBank genome assembly.
AUGCGGAAAAAGAAAAAGUAAGGGAUACGGUAGUUCUGGGUUAGGAUUAGCCCAAAAAUGAAAUUUAAAUUUCUAACGUUAUUUUGGAGGUGUUUAACCCUAACAUUGUAUUUAUAAAAUUCUCUUUUCUUUCGCCAUCUCUUCUCAUUUUCCACAAUCGAAUCCCGAAAAAAAAAUUUUAGAGAUCUCGAGAGAAUCCAUCCCUCAGAUUCCGUCGAUGUUUUGGAAAGACAAAGAGAACUCCAGAAAAAGAGAGAUGAGGUAUGUGGUUACUAUAAUAAUAAUAUACCAUUUAAAAAAAGUUUUUUUUUUAUUUUUGUUGCACUUUAGAAGGCAUUCUGGACGCCUCAACAGACUAGUCCUGUGGGUAUGUUACAUUCUGAUCCAAGUUUUAUUACCCCGAUAACCCAGUCUUCUGUUCAUUUCGGGUUCACAAAAAGUUUGCUUCGUUUUUCAUUUUCUUAUGACUUCUACCUACAAAGAUUUCACAGCUAAUUUCCAGCCCCUUCAAUUCCAACCGAGGCAUCCUCGGCAAAGAAAACGGAAGAAGAACUUCUUGGAAUUGGCCCUAUACCUCGAGAUGUGGCCAGAGAAAUCGACGAGGAGCAGGCCAGAAGAAAAGAAAUUGAACCCGAAGUUAGAUUCUGA